AAGAAUACAAAAAGUGGAUUGUGGGUGGCUGGCGAAGAGGAAGCGGAAGCGCCGCUCCGGAAUCUGUCGCCGGCGUCCGCCGCGGGCCCACGUGUGCGGCUGGGGAGUUUGAAAAUUGACGGAAGCCUGGCAAAGAGCGGAGCUACGAUCUCUCUUCCGACCACCUGGCUCUGAGUGUUGAGUUAGAUUGAAGCGCCUUUGCUGUAGGAUCCGGACCUGAGCUAGGUCGGGCGAGUCUGCCCGUCCUGUGUUUGACAGAUCCACUCUCCAUCCGAGUUGCUAUGAUGGAAGUCAAAGGGAAAAGAAAGCUCACAGGAAGGAGUACAAAGGCUUCACACGAAAGAAACAAAUUUCAGAAAAAUGGCGAUUCUAGUUCUUCAAAGACAUUCCCCAAGAAAGUUGUCAAGGAGGGAGGACCUAAAGUUACGUCUAAGAAGUUUGAGAAAAGUGCCAUGAAACCUGGGAAAAAGGGUGUGAAACAGUUCAAGAACAAGCAACAAGGGGACAAAGGACUGAAGAGCAAAUUCCAGCAAGCAAAUAAAUUCAACAAGAAGAGAAAAUUCCAGCCAGACGGUAAAAGUGAUGAAUCAGCACCCAAGAAACCCAAAUGGGAUGACUUCAAGAAGAAGAAGAAAGAACUAAAGCAGAGCAGGCAGCUCAGUGACAAAACCAACUAUGACAUUGUUGUUCGAGCAAAACAGAUUUGGGAGAUCUUAAGAAGAAAAGAUUGUGACAAAGAAAAAAGAGUGAAGUUGAUGAGUGAUUUGCAGAAGCUGAUUCAAGGGAAAAUUAAAACUAUCGCGUUUGCACAUGAUUCUACUCGUGUGAUCCAGUGUUACAUUCAGUACGGUAAUGAAGAACAGAGAAAACAGGCCUUUGAAGAAUUGCGAGAUGAUUUGGUUGAAUUAAGUAAAGCCAAAUAUUCCAGAAAUAUUGUUAAGAAAUUUCUCAUGUAUGGAAGUAAACCACAGAUUGCGGAGAUAAUCCGAAGUUUUAAAGGCCAUGUGAGGAAGAUGCUGCGGCAUGCAGAAGCCUCGGCCAUCGUGGAAUACGCGUACAAUGACAAAGCCAUUCUGGAGCAGAGGAACAUGCUGACCGAGGAGCUCUACGGGAACACGUUUCAGCUUUACAAGUCUGCAAAACACCCAACUCUGGACAAGGUGUUAGAGGUCCAGCCAGAAAAAUUAGAGCUUAUUAUGGAUGAAAUGAAACAGAUUCUAACCCCAAUGGCUCAAAAGGAAGCUGUGAUUAAGCACUCAUUAGUCCAUAAAGUAUUCUUGGAUUUUUUUACCUAUGCAACACCAAAACUCAGAUCAGAACUGAUUGAAGCCAUCCGUGAAGCGGUUGUGUACCUGGCGCACACACAUGAUGGUGCCAGAGUGGCCAUGCACUGCUUCUGGCAUGGCACGCCCAAGGACAGAAAAGUAAUUGUGAAAACAAUGAAGACUUACGUCGAAAAAGUGGCUAAUGGCCAAUACUCUCAUUUGGUUUUGCUGGCGGCCUUUGAUUGUAUUGAUGAUACUAAGCUUGUGAAGCAGAUAAUCAUAUCAGAAAUUAUCAGUUCCUUGUCUAGCAUAGUCAAUGACAAAUAUGGAAGGAAGGUCUUGUUGUACUUACUGAGCCCCAGAGACCCUGCGCAUACAGUACGAGAAAUCAUUGAAGUCCUGCAAAAAGGAGAUGGAAAUGCACACAGUAAGAAAGACACAGAGAUCCGCCGUCGCGAGCUCUUAGAAGCCAUUUCUCCAUCUUUGUUAAACUACCUGCAAAGAAAUGCCCAAGAGAUGGUGCUAGAUAAGUCUGCGUGUGUUUUGGUGUCUGACAUUCUGGGAUCCGCCACUGGAGAUGUUCAGCCUGCCAUGGAUGCCAUUGCCACCCUGGCAGCAGCAGAGCUACACCCUGGGGGCAAGGAUGGAAAGCUUCAUGUUGCGGAACAUCCUGCGGGACAUCUAGUUCUCAAGUGGCUACUGGAGCAAGAUGAAAAGAUGAAGGAAAGUGGAAGAGAAGGUUGUUUUGCAAGAACACUCGUAGAACAUGUUGGUAUGAAGAACCUGAAGUCCUGGGCCAGUGUCAAUCGGGGCGCUAUUGUUCUUUCCAGCCUUCUACAGAGUGCUGACCAAGAGGUUGCAAAUAAAGUCAAAGCUGGACUGAAAAGCCUGAUUCCCACAUUGGAAAAAAACAAAAACACCAGCAAAGGAAUAGAAACUCUACUUGAAAAACUGACCUCAUAGGUGGGAACAGUUAAGAACAAAAUGGAAUCAUUUUUCCCACUCUCUGUCCAUUUUUCCCACUGCAGAAAAGCAGGGUGAGGGGCCACCUCACUGGUAACUUGGGAGCUCUAUACAUGUGUGUUUUUUCAUGAGAACCAAUUAUAUAUAAAAUUAUAUAAAAUGGUCUUUUCUUUUUUAA
Messenger RNA from Chinchilla lanigera (long-tailed chinchilla), 2406 nucleotides. RefSeq names its product KIAA0020 ortholog (gene Pum3). Gene Ontology annotation, molecular function: mRNA binding. Gene Ontology annotation, cellular component: nucleolus. The record is from RefSeq and is a predicted model, not a curated record. NCBI's taxonomy places the organism in Eukaryota, Metazoa, Chordata, Mammalia, Rodentia, Chinchillidae. The coding region runs from base 282 to 2228 and encodes 648 amino acids. The transcript has 19 exons. Gene Ontology annotation, biological process: regulation of translation.